AAGCAACCCUGUCUUCAACAUUCUCCCAUCUCCCUCUCCUCACUCUCUCUCUUAUCUACUCUUCGCCAUGUCUAGACUCCCUCCUCCUCCUCUACUCUCCGUCAACCUUCCUAUCAUUGACAAAACAACCGACUCCGAGUUAACCCCGACUCGACUCGGUUUCCCCAACGAGUUCCCUUACGAGUUCGACUCUCCAGCGUUCUCCCCUGGCUUCACCUCCCCAGGCAACUCCACCGAGACGGAAGACGAGAGCAGCGACGACGAAGAAGACUUCCUCGCCGGGUUGACUCGCCGACUCGCUCCCUCCACUCACCGUCUCCCUCCUCCCUCCUUCAAGUCCGAGGAGAAACGCCAGGUGGCAGCAACUUCGCCUAUUAUCCCCCCGCCGCAUGCCCAUACGACGUCGUUUCGGAGGGACAAUGCGUGGGAUGUGAUAUCUGCUGCUGCUGGAGAAGUCGCUAGGCUCAAACUCGGAAGCUACGAGCCUCGCCUUCCCCGUGAAAGCCCAAGCCCAAGCCCAAGUCUCGCUCUCCGCCGCCAAAACGCUGCGUUUCAAACCGAACGCUUAAUCCAGCAGCAGCGUCUUCUUGACCAGAUGUGGCUCUGUUCUCAGACAAGAACCAAGUCCUCUGAGAAUCUUUUCCCGAAGAGAGUAAUGAACGAAGAAAUCGCGUUUCAGAACAUGAGACGCAAUGCGUUAUCCAACGCCGCCACGUGGACACCACAACACGCUGUAGCUCCCGUGAAGCGUCCUUCUACCGGCACCGGAGUUUUCCUUCCCAGACGAUACCCUACAACUCCUUCAGAGUCUACCAAGAAGUCAGCACCAGUCAACAGAAGUGUUAUGCCGCAGUCGAAAGUCUGUCCUCCGCAGACUCUGAGCUUUGAUGAGUUCACAAACGUUGGGUCAAGACUCAGUCAGUUCGAUUACGAAUGCAUGUUAGCAAGAAGUACACUACAUGCGCGUCAGGGAAAUUACAGAGCAGUUGGUUGUCUGAACCAAGAAAGACGUCUUCCUCAAGACUGGAUGUAUUGAAACAGUUGUGUUCUGUCUGAGGAGUUUGAAGAAUCAGAAGGAGCGUAGUUAGGAGUUGUGUGUGUUUAGGUUAUAAACUGAGAUUGUUAUGUUAUGAUUAGUAUUAAGGAUGAUAAUUAGAAUAAAGGUUGGGAUAUUACAAGCUUGUUACAUUUUAUAUUAUAUUUUUAGUAACUAAGACAUGCUCUCUAUGAUAUUUUUUGUUGACCUUGUGAGGGUUUAAGGGAGUUGGGCGGUGUCGGGGUACUAUUAUUAUUUUUUCACUUUGGUUGACAAUGGAAAGUUCAAAUUGUGUUUGGGUGGGCGGGGCCUCUUGGUUUUGUACUAAUUUUAAUAGUUUUCUCCUAUAUUUGGAGGAUUUUAAUGUUGUAAUAAAAUUGUUUUGUUUGUCUAAUAAAACUAUUAUGAAGCAGCUAAA
Messenger RNA from Brassica napus (rape), 1454 nucleotides. RefSeq lists its product as uncharacterized. Bases 68 to 1036 code for a protein of 322 amino acids. The record is from RefSeq and is a predicted model, not a curated record. The transcript has 2 exons. NCBI's taxonomy places the organism in Eukaryota, Viridiplantae, Streptophyta, Magnoliopsida, Brassicales, Brassicaceae.